Penicillium cataractarum is the source of this 1293-nucleotide messenger RNA. Its product is annotated as putative nucleoporin. The record is from RefSeq and is a predicted model, not a curated record. Bases 1 to 1293 code for a protein of 430 amino acids. Gene Ontology annotation, biological process: NLS-bearing protein import into nucleus; protein localization to nuclear inner membrane; nuclear pore organization. Gene Ontology annotation, molecular function: structural constituent of nuclear pore. The transcript is spliced from 3 exons. Gene Ontology annotation, cellular component: nuclear pore central transport channel; nuclear pore. Lineage: Eukaryota; Fungi; Ascomycota; Eurotiomycetes; Eurotiales; Aspergillaceae.
AUGUCUCUCUUCAGCAAUACUGCGACCCCCAGCCCCUUCGGCGCCCCGGCUAACAAGCCUAGCGCUUUCGGCGGUGGUCUUGGCUCCAGUACGACUACAGGAACCACAUCAGGAUUGUUCGGCGGUGCAACUCAGACUCAACAACAAACUACCACGGCACCCGGCCUUUUCGGCACGCCUGCGACAUCCCAGACACCUAACUUGUUUGGCACGAGUACUGCGCAGAAACCAGCUGCCACAACCUUCGGUGCCACCACGCAACAGCAACAGCCCAGCCUGUUUUCCUCGACUACCGCACAGAAGCCAGCUACGAGCAUGUUCGGUACCAAUGCGCCGCAGCAACAAACGCAACAACCUGCAGGUGGACUCUUUGGAACGGCUUUCGGUGCCUCUGCCCAGCAGGCCCCGCAGCAGCAGCAACAACAGCAGCCACAGCAGUCGCAGUUCGGACAAACGACUAUGGUUCAGCCACCAGGUCAGCCGCAGGAACAAUCCCUAUCAACAAGCCUGUGGUCUCCCGGUCGCGCCAUUACUGGAGUACACCGAACCGUCCCGAUGCAAAUCGCCAUCGUCAAGGAUAAAUGGGAUGCGCAAAUUCGAUCGUCUCCCUUCCGCGCCUAUCUCUAUAACCACGUUGGCGACGAAAACGCACCAUUCUUCCAGCCCGGCUUCGAAGACGACGAGACGAAAUGGGAGGAGGCCUUGCGGCAGCGCCCUGGGUCGGGUUAUGUGCCCGUACUCAUCAAGGGCUUCAUUGACCUGGGCAAGCGUGCCCAGCGCCAGAAAGACUUCCUCGCCAUGUUGCAGACACGCCUUCACGAAAUCAACAACUGCUUGACCGACCUACUUUCACGACACGAUCUGAAGAUCUCCGUCAAGGUUGCGGAUGCUCGCCGAAAGCACAUUGUUCUGAGCAAGCGGUGCCUAGCCCUGGCGGCUAAGACGCAAAUGCUGCGUAACCGCGGUUACGCUAUGGACGACGCUGAGGAAGAGCUUAAGAAGAAAUUGGUCCAGCUGGAGCGGUCUGUCUUCGAUCCUUCUCUGACUGGUCGCGGCGAGGAGAUCUGGGCUCGUAUGCUAGCCAUUCAAGAACACUCGAAGCGUCUGCAGGCUGAGAUGGACCGUGCUGGUGCCAACGUGACGAAUAAUGCGGAGGAUGAGAUUGACGAGCACACUAUGAAGACCGCCAAGAAGAUCCUUGAUGACUACCAUGCUCAAAUUCAGCACUUGCAGAAGGAGAUGGAGGUGGUAAAGAAGGACUUUGAGGAGACGCAGAAGCUGCUUGGAAAAUAG